This is a messenger RNA of Poecile atricapillus (Black-capped chickadee), 4027 nucleotides long. Its product is annotated as cysteine/serine-rich nuclear protein 2-like. NCBI's taxonomy places the organism in Eukaryota, Metazoa, Chordata, Aves, Passeriformes, Paridae. The transcript has 4 exons. The coding region runs from base 446 to 2077 and encodes 543 amino acids. The record is from RefSeq and is a predicted model, not a curated record. Gene Ontology annotation, cellular component: nucleus. Gene Ontology annotation, biological process: regulation of transcription by RNA polymerase II. Gene Ontology annotation, molecular function: DNA-binding transcription factor activity, RNA polymerase II-specific; sequence-specific DNA binding.
AAUCCCAGGGAGGCUCAUUCCAGAUCUGCCAUCUCUGAUGGACUGGGAAUUCUUGGAGCAUCUGGUGGUUUUUCUGAACUUUAGGGAAUUUUGGGGAGGAUUAGGAUAUUCCAGGGUGAAUCUGGCACUGCCUUUUAAAAUAAAACCAAACCCAAAACCCAACAACAACAACAAAAAAGCACUUUUCCUUUGGUUUUGGGUGAAUUCCAUCCCAAAUCAAUCCCGAAUGGAAAAGCUGGGAUAGAGGAAGCUGGAGCGAAGUGUAAAUGUUUGUGUGGCUGUCCUGGGGUGAUGGGCUGGCACGGGGGUCUCCCAUUGGGAUCAGGAUUUAUCAGGGAUGGGGAGGGCAGGAUUCUUGGAAAAUCCAGAGAAUCUUCUCCUGGCGAUCCCAUGGAGCCAUGACUCAUGAAAUACGAGCACCCAGCGCCGGGAUGGGCUGGCACCAAUGAGUUCUGUUGGAUUGGGGAUUUAUCCGGGAGAAAAGCCCGGGAAUGCCGUGCUGGUGCUCCGCAGGGAUCCCGAAUGUCUCGGUGCUCUCCGCAGGGUGGUCCCGUCCCGUCCCCGCCGGGCUCUCCAUGCGAGCCGAGCCCCGAUGGCCGCGCUCCCGAGCGCCGGGAUCAAGCGCAAGCCGGAGGAUUCGGGAUUGGGAUCAGGAUCGGGAUUGGGAUCAGGAUCGGGAUUGGGAUCAGGAUCGGGAUUGGGAUCAGGAUCGGGAUUGGGAUCGGCCGCAUCCAGCGGCGCCACCUCGGACGAUGAGAUCGCCACGAGCGACAGCGGCGACAGCUGCGACAGCGGCAGCUCCGGCAGCACCGGGCCCCCGUCCAUCCUGCGGCGCUCGCGGGCGCGCCGGGGCGGGAAGCGCGUGCGCUUCGCUCAGGUCACCGUUUACUACUUCGCCCGGCGCCAGGGCUUCACCUGCGUGCCCAGCGCCGGCGGCAGCUCCCUGGGCAUGGCCCCGCGGCACCACCGCGCCCGCAGGUACAGCCUCAGCCAGUUCGCUCACCUGCGCCAGGUGAGCCACCGGCAGCACCUGCGGCAGCACCUCCGCAGGGAGAAACUGCGCGCCAGGAGGAGAGAGCUGACCCAGAACGGGACGGUGCCGUCGGCCGAGGCCGCGGGGCUGACCUUGGCCGACGUGUCCGACGAUGACCUGGACGUGGGGCAGGUGGAGGUGGGCGAUUAUUUCUACCUGCAGCCGCUGCCCACCAAGCGGCGCCGGGCGCUGCUCCGCGCCUCGGGCGUGCGCAGGAUCGAUGCCGAGGAGCGGCAGGAGCUGCGGGCGCUGCGCCUGUCCCGCGAGCAGUGCGGCUGCCUCUGCCGCCUCACCUGCGAGCCGCGCACCUGCGCCUGCAGCCAGGCCGGCAUCCAGUGCCAGGUGGAUCGCACGUCGUUCCCGUGCGGCUGCUCCCGGGACGGCUGCGGGAACGUGGCCGGGCGGAUCGAGUUCAACCCCCUGCGCGUCCGCACCCACUUCCUGCACACCCUGAUGAAGCUGGAGCUGGAGAACCGGCGGGAGGAGGAGGAAGAGGAGGGAGCAGCCGCCCUCCCCGGCCCCACCUGGCCGCCCCCACAGCCCCCCGAGACUCAGGACUUCCAGGAAUACCUGGCGGAGAACGAGCGGGCGGUGCUGCACCUGCAGACGGCCGAGGAGCUGGAGAGGCUGAAGGCUGAGGAAGACUCUGGAAGCGGCUCUGGGGGAGAGGGGGGUGGGGUCUGUGUCCUGGGGGAGCACCUGGAUGACACCUGGCAGGUGAAACCACCCCCGUGCCCCGGGCUCACCUCCACCAUCCUCAUCCCAGCCCAGUUCCCGCUGGAAUCUUCUGUGCUGUGCUACCCUGCCGGGCAGCCGGCCCCGGGGGGCUCCCAGCCUUACCUGCCCGAUGCACCUGGGCUCUACUGCCAGGUGGAGCCACGGGCCGGUGCCAAGGGUGGGAGUGGCCACGUGGAGCAUCCAGCUCCAGCCUCCAGCCCCCCUGGGAAGGAGCUGGGGGUCGCACCUGUCCCUGCUGCUGUGAGCAAGGGAGGAGCACCCCAAAAUCUCCCAGAGCACCUGGAGCACCCCCACCUGCCCAUAUGAGCGGCCUCAGGCCCUCUGGCUCCAUUAUUUAUUCCAUGGAUUGAUUAUUUAGUUGGUGGGGGCUGCUCUGGACAGAGGAUUUGCCUGGCCCAGGGCCAGGAGUCCUUCACUCACCUGACAGAGGUCACCUGUGCCAGGACUCACCUGAGCUGGAGCCUCCUGGAUCCCAUGGCAGCUCUGUCCCCCUGGCUGCCUCCACUUUCCUUGUUUUUAAGGGAAAAAGCCUUUUUUCCCUAACUCCUGUCUGUUUAAUGAAUGUUUCACCUGGGCCACAUCCCAUCCCACCUCAUCCAGGUGAUGCUCCCUCACCUGCAGCUGGGAUGGAUUGGGAAGCACCUGGAACUGCCACAGGAGACCCAGGACUGGAAUCCCCAAACUCACCUGGAAAAUUCUGGGGAGUUGAACCAACUUCACCUCCUUGUUGGCCUGGAAUUGAUCACCUGUACCUGUCAGAACCUUCUGGAAUGUUCAUUCACUUGCUGGGAGAUCUUUCCAGCAGCUGUUGAGGAGCUGCCCUUGCAAGGACCAGGAUUUGGGAAUGCGAGGCUGCCGGAAUGUCCCUGCCCCUGCCUGUGAUCCCAGCCCAUUCCUGGUGGGCUCUGUGCAUCCAGAGGGUCCUGGACCGAUCCCUGCAGGUGUGCACAGGUGUCCCAUGGAUGCAAUGUCACCUGGCCCUGCCCUACCUGAUCCCUGAGCUCUCAGUUGGCUCCUUGCCCAUCCCAGGUGAGCUCCAUCCAUCCAUCCAGGUGAGCCCCACCUGGCUGUGUUUCCCAAAGAACCUGUCCUGCCACUGCAGCACUCAGGAUCCAACCCGAUGGCAGCAGGAUCAGAGCCCUGCAGGUGUGCACAGGUGUCCAGCUCCUGCUAUCCCAUGGAUGUACCAUUCCUGGUGAGCCCAACUUCCAGUGAGAAGGAGCACCUGGAACUCCCUGUGCUGCUCCUCAGGUGCUUCCUGCUCACCUGCGCUCCUCCUGGCUCCGGGCAUCUCCACUGGCAUCAAACUGGUCAGACUGGGAUGGAUUCAGGUUCUCCAGGUCUGGAGUCUCCUGGAGAAUUCACCUGGUCUGUCCAGCCUUUCCUUGGACUGGGAUUCAUGGAAAACCUGCCUGUGCUCUGGACCUUCCUGAGGCUCUGGGAUCUGUCUUGGGGUGAAACUUCUCAUUUCUGGGGCUUUUCCCUCUUUUUUGGCUCCAGCCAGGUGAGAUCAACCUGGGCCAGGAGCAGUUCCAGCCUGGGAGGAGGCAGGAGUGGUGGAAAGUCAGGAUGUGGGGUGGGGCUGCUGCUCUCCAGCCCAGCCCAGGUUGGGUCUGUGCCCUUGGGAUUUGCUCACCUGGAUGCUCUUGGAUUUUGGGAUCUGCUCACCUGCUUGGGCCUGUGCCCCAAAUCCUGUGUUCUGCUCACCUGGACCCUACAGAUUGUGGGAUCUGCUCUGGAUCUGCUCCCCUGGGCACUCCCAGACCCUGGAUCUGCUCCCCUGGGCACUCCCAGACCCUGGAUCUGCUCACCUGGGCACUCCCAGACCCUGGAUCUGCUCCCCUGGACACUCCCAGACCCUGGAUCUGCUCACCUGGGCACUCCCAGACCCUGGAUCUGCUCCCCUGGGCACUCCCAGACCCUGGAUCUGCUCACCUGGGCACUCCCAGACCCUGGAUCUGCUCCCCUGGGCACUCCCAGACCCUGGAUCUGCUCACCUGGGCACUCCCAGACCCUGGAUCUGCUCCCCUGGGCACUCCCAGACCCUGGAUCUGCUCACCUGGGCACUCCCAGACCCUGGAUCUGCUCCCCUGGGCACUCCCAGACCCUGGAUCUGCUCACCUGGUCUGGUCUGUGCCUUCAGGACCUGCUCACCUGGAUGCUUCCAGACCUUGGGAUCGCAGGGACCCAAAUCCCCCAAUCCAGCUGCUGCCACCCCUUUAUUUUCCUGACUUUUUGAUUUCACCGUUGGCUUUU